Messenger RNA from Dendroctonus ponderosae (mountain pine beetle), 1072 nucleotides. RefSeq names its product derlin-2. Gene Ontology annotation, molecular function: misfolded protein binding; ubiquitin-specific protease binding. Gene Ontology annotation, cellular component: Hrd1p ubiquitin ligase ERAD-L complex; endoplasmic reticulum membrane. NCBI's taxonomy places the organism in Eukaryota, Metazoa, Arthropoda, Insecta, Coleoptera, Curculionidae. Gene Ontology annotation, biological process: endoplasmic reticulum unfolded protein response. The record is from RefSeq and is a predicted model, not a curated record. The transcript is spliced from 5 exons. The coding region runs from base 226 to 984 and encodes 252 amino acids.
CCGUAGCACUUGUGACAUCACAGAUUAUCAAACUAUUGACACUGACAAUAGUGACAUUGGCCAAUAAACUCAAAUAAGUUUGUUUUGAACUGAUGUGGCCAAAGACGACAUAAAAAGUGAUAAUUAUUGUACUGCAACACAAAGGGGAACUAAUUCGAGUUGCAAUGUUGUGAUCCAAAUAUUGCCAAAACUUAAUCACGUGUACAAUUAUAGUUUAGAGAAAACAUGGCUUAUCAGACACUAAGAAAUGAGUAUUUGAAUACUCCUCCUAUUACAAGGGCCUAUACAACCGCUUGUGUUAUCACAACUUUGGCUGUACAACUAGAACUGGCAUCGCCAUUUCAACUGUAUUUCAACCCUAUAUUAAUUUUAAAGGGGCAAAUAUGGAGGCUAGUCACAACGUUUCUAUUUUUUGGCACAUUUGGCUUCAAUUUCCUGUUUACAAUGAUAUUUACGUAUCGGUACUGUCGAAUGUUGGAAGAAGGGUCCUUUAGGAACAAGUCAUCAGAUUUUUUUAUGAUGUUUUUAUUUGGUGCAACAUUGCUGAUUAUUAUUGCAUUUUUCGUAAACAUUUUAUUCCUAGGGCAGGCCUUUACGAUUAUGCUAGUAUAUGUAUGGUCAAGAAGAAAUCUUUUUGUUAGAAUGAAUUUUUUCGGGUUGUUGAAUUUCCAGGCCCCGUACUUGCCAUGGGUUUUGGUGGCGUUUUCCGUUCUGCUUGGAAACGCCAUUUACGUGGACUUAAUGGGAAUAGCUGUUGGACAUAUUUACUAUUUUUUGGAAGAUGUUUUUCCGAAUCAAAGAGGCGGAUUCAAAAUCUUGAAAACACCCAAUGUAUUAAAACUAUUAUUGGACGAAUUACCUGAGACUGGUGAUUAUCAAAGACUACCCGAAGAUAAUCCUGGUGGCUUUGAUUGGGGCAACCGCGAAAUUGCAGAGGAUAAUGGCAGAAAUGAGAACCAACAAAAUGUGGAAAACAAUCAGUGAUAUGAACUAAACUUGUGUAUUAUACAGUUGUUUAUAACUUUAAUGUGUUUGUUUGCAUUACUACAAUACAAUGUUUUAAACUCUUGGA